Messenger RNA from Phyllostomus hastatus (greater spear-nosed bat), 2254 nucleotides. It is a transcript of the gene TRIM55, whose product is annotated as tripartite motif containing 55. Gene Ontology annotation, molecular function: zinc ion binding. The transcript is spliced from 11 exons. The record is from RefSeq and is a predicted model, not a curated record. Lineage: Eukaryota; Metazoa; Chordata; Mammalia; Chiroptera; Phyllostomidae. Bases 149 to 1810 code for a protein of 553 amino acids.
CUGAACCUGGGCCUGAAACAAUGUCCUCCACCAAAAGAAACAUGAAGGACACUUGAUCACACAAGCCUUGGAAUUAUUUCCAGGAAACACUUGUAGAGACCAUUCGGAGCAACCUUUCCCUGGCAGUGCACACGGGGACGGCCAGGAGAUGAGCGCAUCUUUGAAUUAUAAGUCUUUUUCCAAAGAGCAGCAGACCAUGGACAACUUAGAGAAGCAACUCAUCUGUCCCAUCUGCUUAGAGAUGUUCACAAAGCCUGUGGUCAUCCUCCCCUGCCAGCACAACCUAUGUAGGAAAUGCGCCAGUGAUAUCUUCCAGGCCUCUAACCCGUACCUGCCCACAAGAGGAGGCACUACUGUGGCAUCAGGGGGCCGAUUCCGCUGCCCAUCCUGUAGGCACGAAGUGGUUUUGGACAGACAUGGGAUAUAUGGACUUCAGAGGAACCUGCUGGUGGAAAAUAUCAUUGACAUCUACAAGCAGGAGUCCACCAGACCAGAAAAGAAGGCUGACCAGCCCAGGUGCGAGGAGCAUGAAGAGGAGCGCAUAAACAUCUACUGUCUGAACUGCGAGGUGCCCACCUGCUCUCUGUGCAAGAUCUUUGGGGCACACAAGGACUGCCAGGUGGCACCCCUCACUCACGUGUUCCAAAGGCAGAAGUCUGAGCUCAGUGAUGGCAUUGCUGUCCUUGUGGGAAACAAUGAUCGAGUCCAGGGAGUGAUCAGCCAGCUGGAGGACACCUGUAAAACUAUUGAGGAAUGCUGCAAAAAACAGAAACAGGAACUUUGUGAGAAGUUUGAUUACUUGUAUGGCAUCCUGGAGGAGAGGAAGAAUGAGAUGACCCAAGUCAUUACUCGAACCCAAGGAGAGAAACUGGAACAUGUCCGUGCCCUGAUCAAAAAGUAUUCUGAUCACUUGGAGAAUGUAUCAAAGUUGGUUGAGUCGGGAAUCCAGUUCAUGGAUGAGCCAGAAAUGGCAGUAUUUCUGCAGAAUGCCAAAACCCUUUUACAAAAAAUUUCUGAAGCAUCGAAGGCAUUUCAGAUGGAGAAAAUAGAGCAUGGUUAUGAGAACAUGAACCACUUCACAGUCAACCUUAAUAGAGAAGAAAAAAUCAUACGUGAAAUUGAUUUUUACAGAGAAGAGGAAGAGGAAGAAGAAGAAGGAGAAGAAGGAGAGGGAGAAGAAGGAGGCGGAGGAGAAGGAGAGGGACAGGGAGAAGGAGAGGGACAGGGAGAAGGAGAAGGAGUAAAAUUGGAAGAGGUAGAAAAUGUUCAAACAGAGCCAUCAGGAGAAGAUGAAAGUCCGGAGAAAGCCUUGGAACCCUCUCAGCUGGCCUCAGAGCUCCAGGCUGCCCCAGCCACUCUUCCUAUUUCCUCUCCAGAGCCACCUCCAGCCCUGCCACCUGCUGCUGAUGCCCCGGUGACACAGGGGGAGGUUAUAUCCACUGGCUCUCAGCAGACCACGGAGUCUGAAACUCCAGUCUCUGCAUCAACGGACACUGCGGAUCCCUUGUUUUACCCUAGUUGGUAUAAAGGCCAAACCCGGAAAGCUACCACCAACCCACCUUCCACCCCAGUGAGCGAAGGUCUGGGGCACAUAGGGCCUCCAGGUUCUGAGGAUUCGAAUGUGCAGAAGGCAGAAGUGGCAGAAGCCGCAGCCAGUGAGAGGGCAGCAGUGAGUGGUAAGGCAACUAGUUCACCUGCAGCUACUUCUCAGGAGUUAGCAAUCUGCCUAGCACUUUUGGCUUUUCUUAUACUUCACUACAUCUGGAGUCAAAUUCAGUGCUUGAUUUUUACUUUAAUGGAUUGGAUUUGAGGACCCUCCCCUCCAGGCACAGGCUGCAGUUUCAGGGAGUGGGAAUGGAGCUGAUUCUGAGCCAGCUCGCCAUGUCUUCUCCUUUUCCUGGUUGAAUUCCCUGAAAGAAUGAUGUUCAUUCCAACUGCUGCCCCUCUGUCUGCCUGGCUGAGAUGCACACAGGCAGGAGGGAAACUGGAUGAAAUUAAUAUGAUGCAGAUGAUGAAAGGGACCUCUGAACAAGAUUUCUUUUAAAAAGAUCUUUAAUUCCAGAUGACUUCUCUAAUACACUAACCGAAAACAGUUGCAGAAAGCAUUGGAAAAAAGAAACUUGAUCUUAUAUAAAUCUUUUAUUGUGUGGGAAAUAUUACAAAGGAUGUGUAAGUGUGGUAUGUGUGAGUGUGUGUCAGUAACAAGUGGCAAGUGUUGAAAAAAGGGCACUACACUCUCAUCUCAGAUAGGUAC